CCUCUCCCUCGCACUCGCUCCCCGUUGCGCUGCCGUCGGGGCGGCGCCAGGAGACCCAGCCCGCUCUCCCCCGCCCCGGGGAUGUGCUGAGAAGGGGCCCUUUCCGCGCAUCGCUCUCCUCCUCCUCCUCCUCAUCGUCCUCCACCACCUCCUCCUCCUCCCCCCGCCCACAGCCUCCUCGCAGCGGCCCGGAGCCGGCGGCGGUGGAGCCCGGCGUGUUGUGUGAGGAAAUUCUUCAGCCAUGGAUGUGUUCAUGAAAGGACUUAACAAGGCGAAGGAGGGAGUCGUAGCAGCAGCAGAAAAAACCAAGCAGGGUGUAGCAGAAGCAGCAGGAAAGACGAAAGAAGGCGUCCUCUAUGUGGGUUCCAGGACCAAAGAAGGAGUUGUUCAUGGUGUCACAACAGUGGCUGAGAAGACCAAAGAGCAAGUAUCUAAUGUUGGGGGAGCUGUGGUGACAGGAGUGACGGCAGUGGCCCAGAAGACAGUGGAAGGCGCAGGGAACAUUGCUGCAGCCACUGGCUUGGUGAAGAAGGAUCAGUUGGCUAAACAGAAUGAAGAAGGUUUCCUGCAGGAAGGAAUGGUGAAUAAUACAGAUGUUCCUGUGGAUCCUGAGAAUGAGGCUUAUGAAAUGCCUCCAGAGGAAGAGUAUCAAGACUAUGAACCCGAAGCAUGAGAGACCUUUCCUUCCUUUGUAUCUCCUGAAACCUACUAACAAAGACGUCACAUCCUGUACAAGUGCUGAGUUCCAAUGUGCCCAGUCGUAAAAUUUUUUUACAGUUUUUACGGUGUAUUUUGAAGUCUUCCAUCAGCAAUGAUUGGAGUAUCUGUGACUGCAUCCACCUUGUUUCAGCAUUUCCCUCCUGCUGAAAUGAAAGCUGGUUGGCAAGGUCAUUGUUGUGCUGUGGAUAUUGUGGCUUCAAGUUUAAAAAUUAAAAAGAAAAUACUAAAUAAAAAACACCUAAGUGUCUACUGCUUAUUUUUAACUCUGUACAUGUUUUGUUGAUAGGCUGUCAGUAAUUUGAUAUUGUUUAUGAUACUGUUUUUAUUUGUUUCCAAUGACUAUUCUUUCUGUGCAGAGAUGACUUAUUGUGAGAGCUUUAUAUAUAUGUGUAUGUAUUAUAUAUAGAAAAAAGUAACUGAGCAUGAACUAUGCACCUAUAAAUAUUAGCUGUUGAAAUUUUAUUGUUUUGUGAUGUGUUUUGUUAACUUGUGUCUGUAAAUAAUAGUGUUCAACUGAGGCAAAUAAAAUAUAACCCAUUAAAAAUGAA
Molecule: messenger RNA, 1268 nt
Organism: Oxyura jamaicensis (ruddy duck)
Lineage: Eukaryota; Metazoa; Chordata; Aves; Anseriformes; Anatidae
Gene: SNCA
Product: synuclein alpha
Exons: 6
Coding region: 242-673 (143 amino acids)
Biological process (GO): synapse organization; chemical synaptic transmission; regulation of dopamine secretion
Cellular component (GO): axon terminus; cytoplasm; neuronal cell body
Molecular function (GO): cuprous ion binding
Source: RefSeq, a predicted model, not a curated record